Messenger RNA from Stegostoma tigrinum, 5764 nucleotides. Its product is annotated as stromal membrane-associated protein 2-like. NCBI's taxonomy places the organism in Eukaryota, Metazoa, Chordata, Chondrichthyes, Orectolobiformes, Stegostomatidae. The transcript has 10 exons. The record is from RefSeq and is a predicted model, not a curated record. Bases 9 to 1310 code for a protein of 433 amino acids. Gene Ontology annotation, molecular function: GTPase activator activity; metal ion binding.
CUCCUCCGAUGAAGAUGGCGACCCGGGCGGAACGGGAGCGGCAACAGCGGCAAAAUGAAAGGCACCAAGAGAUACUUGGGGAGAUGCUGCUCGACAGCCGGGAGUGUGCGGACUGCGGCAGCCGAGGGCCAAGAUGGGCAUCAUGGAACCUGGGAGUGUUUGUGUGCAUUCGCUGUGCAGGAAUUCACAGAAAGCUUGGAGUCCAUAUCUCCAAGGUGAAAUCGGUCAAUCUGGAUCAGUGGACACCAGAACAGAUACAGUGCAUUCGAGAGAUGGGAAACUCGAAAGCCAAGAUAUUAUAUGAAGCCCACCUCCCAGCUAACUUCAAGCGGCCACAAAUGGAUCAAGCAGUAGAGAGCUUUAUUAGAGACAAAUAUGAAAAGAAGAAAUAUUUUGAUAAAAGUAUUAACAUUGCUGCUUUCAGGAAAGAAAAUAAUAAAUGGAAGAAAGAGGAUGAAGCAAAGGAGACCAAAACUGCACCAGUGAUCUUUGAAAAAGUGAAAGUGCCACCAAAAAAGGAUGAACAACAACAAGUGAAAACAAGCCCUUCAACACCUGCUGGCCCAGUGAUUGACCUGCUGGGACUAGAUGCUCCUGCAGCAGCUCCUACCUCCAAUGGGACCACAUGCGUGAACACAGCACCAUCUGGUGAUCUGGACCUCUUUGGACCCAUGGUGUCUAAUCCACUGCCUGACUCGAGCUCUUUCCCAAACACACAGGUGUUGGCCUCAACUCCACAGGAAGGAGCUGAAAAUCUGAACCUCUUUGCUGAGCCCAGUCUGAAACCAGAGGAUUCUGGAAAGAAGCAGCUUUCGAAGGACUCCAUUCUGUCACUUUAUGGGUCACAGACCCAAGUUCCUACUCAAGGCACGAUGUUCAUGCCUUCCGGACAAGUGCCGUACGCUCCCUGUCUGCCAUCUGGUUACACCAACUUCCCACCUAUGGGUAGUGCAGUUACACCAACUGGUGGCAUGAUGAAUAAUGUAGGGCAGACGAUGGGUAUGAUGGCCCCAGUGACACUGCCAGGAGGAUACGUAGGAGGCGUGCAAGCUGGAGUAAUGGGCAUGCCCAGUGGGAUGGCAGCACAACAGGGUGCCUACGUGAGCGGAUUGGCCAUGCCUCAACCGGUGUACGGAGUCCAGCAGGCACAGCAGCUGCAAUGGAACAUCACCCAGAUGACUCAACAGAUGGCAGGAAUGAAUUUCUAUGGUGCCAAUGGGAUGGUGAAUUAUGGACAGUCAUCAGUACCCAUGGGAGCAGGAGCUGCUCCAGCUGCUGGGCAAUCUGUGGGCACCCAGAUGUGGAAGUAACUGGACCACAAAUAAACAAGAAACGACAAUCGCUCCGUGCUUCAGAACCAUGGCUUCUUCUCUACUCUAGCCAGUUUGCUGUGUGUGAUCUCAACUCCAUUUUUUGCCUGUAGAUCCUACACAGACUUGGCGAGAAAUUCACCAUCAAAACAGCAGCCAUCAUUACCAAAGUCAAUUUUUAAAACAAAUAUUUUUCUCCCAAAGGUGGAUUCUUUGGGAGUGUGAUUCCUUUAAACAAAGUGUGGGAGGGGUGUGUGAUCUUUGUGCUCAGUGCAGCUUUAGCCACUUGUUACUGUUUAAAUGUGUUUGUCAUUUGUUUUGUGACACAAUAGCAACACAUCCCACCAUGCCUUGUUAUUAGUGCUAGUUUACAAUUGAUAAGAUACAGCUCUGAGAGAAAUGAUCAAGACAGAGCUAUUCAGAUUGAGAAGAGCAUGGUGAUAAUGCAAAGAAUAGUGAUAAUUACUCAUGUCCUGUUAAUCAACCUGAGCCUUGUUAAACAGAAUGCAAAUGUAUGAACUGAAGCAUAUAUGUGCCUUAUGUUUAACAAAGACCUCCCUCAUCUAGGUUAAAAACCUUUGGUAAAUGCACACCUCUUAAAAUUGUCUUAUUGGGUUAAUUAUUAAGUGAUUGGUAUUGUUUACAGUAAUUUAUAUAGUAAUGCUAUUUUAACAGUUCAUCUGUUGAUUGGCACUGACUCCAUAUUUAAAUUGUAACAGCUCGUUUGGAAUUUAGUUACAGAUCAGCAAAUCUUGGUUGGAAGAAUGACAGCACAAAAGAAAUGGAGAAACGUUCUUAUUCCGUAAUUUGUGACCAAUAUUACCGAACACAGUUUAGCUAAGACCUGCCCCUCUGCCCAUCUGAGAGUGAAAUGCCUCACUCAGUCACCAGUUUACUCAUUGGCCAAAUAGUCUCUUCACAGGACUGCUUUUAAACCGCAAACAGUUGUUUUAAAGUGGAGCUCAGCGCGUUUUUGUGAGAAUGUCAGAGGAGGCAGAACAAGAGUGGAGAUUGUGUCUAGGGUUUCACAGGCCAUAAUGAGGGUGGAGUGGAAUCACGUUCACAGACUGCAUUGGUCAAAUUGCUUACAUUACUUUGUUGACCUCAGGUCUGUGGUCCAGUUAGGCUCCUUGCAGUUUGGCAGAUAAUAACCAUUGUUGUUCGGUUGAGGAAGAUGUUCAAAUGCACAAAUUUGGUACUGUUUCUUCCAUAUUGUAGGUGGCUGAAGACUGAGGACUUUGGGUUGUUCUCUCAUUUGGUGUACUGAGUCUGGAUUGACAUGCACAGAACAUACUUGAACUAUCAACACUUGUUACUGUGGAUGGAAAGGAGAGAGCACAGUGUUCGCCGAAAGGUUGACACUUGCUGAUUUUCCCAGCAGUCACAAAAGUGUCCCUUUCUUCUUCCCAACAAUCCUCCUCCCUCAGAUUGUCUGACUGUUAGAUCACGAGUUAGCACUGAUCUCUGAGUCUAAUUGUACGAAAGAAGUACCGCAGGACUUUAAACAGAUACUGUGAAACAACUGGAAGCUGAUUACAGGGAAUGGCAUAUGGGGCAUAAGGUACUGCACGUCUGCUGUGCGACUAUCUGAUCAUCCCCUCGCCAGUUUGAAUGGAGAGUGUCCUUUGAUUUCCUGUAUUUGGGUUUUUGUUUUGAGGUUUGGGAAAAGAGAGAAUUCCUUUUGCACUUGUCAGCCACAUUGCUGCUUUAACUAACUUCCAAAAGUGUUGAGGGAGGGAUGCUGGGCAAUAAAGAGAUCUGAUCCACUAAAACACAUCUCAUGGGACUUCCCACGAGUUUGCUAAUUAGAUUUAGGGCAAAUGUCACGUUUAUAAUUUUAGAAAUAUUGGUUUUUGCUGAGUCAUUAUACCUGGAUAGGGAAUUCUAAAAAAAGUAAUAUUUUUAACUCUUUACUUGUAGUACAGUAUUUUAUGAUCUGUUGUUAAGGCUCUAAGUAGGUCAGGGCAGUUGUCUAAGGAACUGGUGAACUAGUGGUGACUGGUGCAGCUCAACUUUGAGUUUUUGGUUUUUUGUUUGAAAUAUUGACUUGCUAAGGCAAUUGGAGCAAACUCAUGCAGUCCAGUUACUCAAACUGGAACAGUUCAGAAUCUACAUGGUCCUAAAGGGUGUUAAGUGACUUGAAACACAGCAGAAAGUUCCAAAUACAUUGGCUCAUGUGGUGCAGACCCCAAUGACAUUUUAGGUUUUCUCUAAGUCUGACAAGAAUUCAGGAAAUAUUAACCUUACACAAUUUGAAUUGUUGUUUGAAUCAUUUAAUACAUAGUACAGAAUAACUGGAAACUCAAUUGUAUGGAGGAAAAAGAAUAUCCUGUGUAAAUCUUGGAUUUGUAGCUUGACGUUCUGAAACACAGCUAAUGAUUGGCUUUGUGUUUCUUUGCUUCUAAUUUCUGUUAAACUAACUUCCUUCCUCAUGGAAAUGUUGAACUCAAUUUCAAGUCGAAAGGAAAUGUAAUAAAUGGCAAGGAUCUACCGUAAAAAAUAAAAAGCUAUAUUCUGAGCUGUGAAUGAGAAUACUGUUUACAGAAUGCAGUGUUUGUCUUGUGCUGAGGCAGUAUAAUGUUCAAUUGAAUUCUCCCUACAGCAUUUCUGCACAUAGACGCCCACUCAAAAAGAGAGUUCUGUUUUUGGUACUGUAAUUUUGGUGGUGGGUGAUCAAAUUUCACAAAAGUCACUGUUUACGAUCUUUCAUAUCGAUGUUCUCUCCACGUGCUUUUACUUCAGCAGUCAGCAAUACUUGUGAAGUGUAAUGAACUGUAAUUGCGUUGGUUUCCCCAAUUCGAGUGGACUGCUGUGUGGGGAGUGUGACCCCUGCUCUAUGAUCUGUUUCUGUCCCUGCUUUGUGCUGCCUCAAGAGCCAGGCUGCUGCCCUCUUUGCCCCUUGGCCUGAUAAAAACCAGGGUCCAGGCUGACCUCUGUUCACUGGAUUGAGCAGCUAUACUGAGCUCACUCUUCUGUCAUAAAAAGGUGUGUUCAACUUGCAGUAAUUUCAAAAUCCAAAGCCACUUUUAUGUUGAUGUAGGUCUUGUGUGUAUGUACGCACGCUCACUUUCAGAAGUUCUCCCAAGUUUUCUCCUGUGAAUUGACAGUGUAAAUCCUAAAGGUGAUUGACAGAUGUUGGUAUUCCCUACAACCUGGUAUACAAUGGCAUUGAUAUAAAGGGGGUUUCUGCCCUGUCAAAGGUGGAAUGUUCACUUGCAUCCGUGAUGUAGUAGGGUAGGGAAUUAAAAUCUUUGUCUUCUGGGGUAUUGGUGAUGUUCAGGAGAGGUUGGAGAUGGAGCUUUAAUGUUUGGAUGAAGCUUUGAUGUGUUAUUUAGAGAUAUAUGAAUAUACUAAUAUAAAGUUGAUGUGUGCUAUUUUUAUGAGGCCUUUUUUUAUAAAGAACAAAUUCCUAUAUAUUAACUCUGCUGCAAAAAAUGAAUACCUUUUAUAUAUCUUAGGAAGGUUGACUUGUGUGGCCAGCGAAGAGAGGUAUGCAACACCAAUUUUCAAUGCACAAUUGAGACAGUGCUCCAAAUAAGUAAAAUGGCAAUUGUGAUUUUAGCUAACUAGAGGAUAAUAGUUAUACAGAGCUCAGGGGAUAAAAGGCAUAGUUUUAUUUUGUUAUAAAUAACUUAGGCACGAUGGUUUGUAUUGCAUACAUCUCGCAUGGUGGCUGGUUUAGGUAUGCUGCGUUAUUGGAAGUCAUGUGGCCCUAUCCCAAAAUGCCCACUUAUUUGUCACUAGAAUGUAAAGGGUAACUUUGUGUUAGAUUGGAAAUUGAAAUUUAUUUUUAGAAUACACAAGUUAUGUUCUCUAAACUCAGUAAAGGACAGACUGCUGUUCUGUGGUUUCCCUGUUCAUUGAUUUGAAGAAUGGUCCAGAUACUUGCAGCAAUGUCUGUUCCCAAAGUCAACUCUGUCAGGCUGGGUCAGAGGUUAGGUAUUUAGGGGUCACAGGUUGACUGGUUUAAGACCAAGGGACAUGAACCUUGAACGACUGUGCUACUUUCAUUUUCAGCCACUCCAUCACUUGGCUGCUAACUUCCAUUGUUACAGAGUGCUUUUGUCUAUAAUCGAUUCUGAACCAUUAUGAAGCUCAAUAUUAUUCCUGUCAGUGGCACCCGUCCAGAGUCAUUUUAAUCUUUUGGUAUUGUUUGUCUACUAAACUGCUUGGGACCAACUCAAUAUUCAGUGUGAGGCAAAGUGUUACUUUGUGCUCCUCAUCACACUCGGAUUUAAAUGAAAAAUUGCUAUGCUGUUAGUGCGCAAUUCCAUUCACCAUCGUAAGCAUGGCCAGCAAUGGAGUAACCUAUCUGUGAAUGUUUCCAUAUUCUGGUUAUCUGCUUCCAGCUCUGUCCUGUACAAUAUAAAUAAAUAUAUUCUCACUGUAAUAUAAAGCUUGAGGGGAAAUGGAAAAUAAAGAUUUUAUUAAAGUUUUACUUUGUAUACUGAAAA